Molecule: messenger RNA, 703 nt
Organism: Paramecium sonneborni
Lineage: Eukaryota; Ciliophora; Oligohymenophorea; Peniculida; Parameciidae
Source: the annotation of a GenBank genome assembly
AUGGAGAAAUUAAUUUUAAUGAUUUUGUAAAACUUGAUGAUAAAGUAUAAAAGUUUUCAAUUAUGUCAGCAUAAAUAUGAUUUAAAUUUUUUAGAGUUAGCUAAGAAUUGUAAAGUAUACCUUAAAAACAAUACAAAUACAGUAGAUGAAUUUACUAAUUAUUUAAAACAACAAAUGGUAAAAAUAAUUAGGCCAUUUCGACCUGAUUGGGAUGUCUAUUUUAUGAAAGUAAAAGUGUUAUAUAAUAAUAUCUAUAGAUUGCUUAUACAAUUAAGUAGAGAAGUAAUUGUAUGAAAAAGAGUGUUGGAGCAGUAUUGGUGAAUAACAAUAAAAGAAUUUUAAGUACUUCUUAUAAUGGAACUCCAAAAGUGAUGAAAAAUUGUAAUGAAGGAGGUUGUGAUGUUUGUAAGGAAUCUAAAACCUUAGACUUAAUUUUAUAUAAAUGUAUGUGUAUCCAUGCAGAGGAAGGGUGCAUUUUAGAAUUAGGUAUAACAUAAACUAGAAAUACUACUUUGUAUACUACUUUAUUCCCAUGUGUCUGGUGUUGUAAGGCACUUUUGUAAGCUGUAUGAUAUUGAGAUUUAUUUUUAAGGAAGUUUCUAGGAUUGUUUAUUGUGAAUAAGGAAAUUGGGAUCUAUCAUUGUAGAUUAUAUAAAAUCUAAUAAAACAUGAUUAAAUAGAUAUUGAACAAUAUAUUUAUUGA